CAUGGCGGAUUUGAUCUCAUUGCCCGAUUUCCCACGAUGGGCUGUGAAAACUUAUCAUUUCGGAUCAUAUGUUUAGCUCUCCUAUUCUUUUCAUAGUAACUCUGCUAAUCGACGAAAAUAAAACGAGGAGAUGGAUCAUUUGUUCAGAGUUCAGUCGCCCUCUGUACAUUCUUAUUAAUAAUCGGAGGUAUGCAUCGGAGGGGUGUGGACACCGAGUGAACUGUGGGUCAAGGAACUAAUGAGUGAGUUUUUUGCCUAGGAAACUAUAUAUCCAUGCAGUGUUUGAGGAGCAGCUACAAUUUUCGAUUUUGCUGAACUUGGAGACCACAUCUUGUUCUUCUUCGUAAUAGUAGCUGGGCUGGAAUAACAAACGAAACACAACAAGGAAUGCAUCCCAUUUUUUCUCUGUCAUGUGUUUCUUCCAGGGAAAGGAUUCUAGAAGAAAAAAUUGGAGGUGAUAAGUCAAGUGCCUGGAAGAAGAACAACCAACAUCGACUACGAAUUCGACUAUUGGCGCGUAAAAUGGCGAACAACCAACGAGACGACAAAUUGCCUUCUAAUUGCAAUAUGCCCAGUCUGGCUCGGGCGGUUUUGGCGGAGUUUGUUGGCACCUUCAUUCUUGUCGCUAUCGGCAGUGGCAGCGUAGCUCAAUCGCAAUUGACGAACGGCAAAAAAGGCGACUACUUCACCAUCAAUUGGGGGUGGGCUUUGGGAUGCUCGUUGGGAAUCCUCGUUUCGGGCAAAGCAUCAGGUGGUCACUUGAAUCCGGCCGUGACGAUGGCCCUGGCCGUAGCCAAGGAUUUCUCCUGGAAGAGGCUACCUGCGUAUUGGUUAGCGCAGUACUCUGGAGCUCUGGUCGCCUCUGGCGCUGUUCUAGGCAUUUACUACGAAGCCAUAGCUGUUAGAAAGGUUGACGGUGAGUUUCGAAUUAAUUCCAAUUCAUCGGAACCGGAGCCCGGCUCGGCAGCCAUUUUCGCCAAUUAUCCGACCCCUUAUUCGUCUGUUCUUACCGGCUUAAUGGAAGAGAUUUUAUCGACCAUGAUCUUCAUGCUGAUCAUUUGCGUCGUGACCAAUUCGAGAUAUUCCAAAGUGCCGAAUUUCUUGCAACCGCUCUACAUUGGAUUCACGUUGCUGGCCAUCGGCGUGGCCUACGGAUCCAACGGAGGCUACGCUCUUAACCCGGCUCGUGAUUUGGCUCCCAGGCUAGUCACGUAUUUCGGAGGAUGGGGACCGCGCGUAUUUAGCUUCCGCAGCUACAAUUGGUUCUGGAUUUUCCUGGUCGGGCCACAUGUGGGAGCUCUUCUCGGCGUCGGCAUUUUCCAUGCCGUUUUCUUGCGAUUGGAGCAAACAGCGGUCGCAGCAGAUGGAACGGAUUCGCAGCUACCAAUGGUGGACUACGAAUAUGCAAUGGCCAACGUACCCGAUAACAAAUCAAGCGUCAUCAAGGUGACGAGAAGGCAAAGCCACGAAGAAUAUGUUGGAUGCAGCAUUGUCACGCCGAUGUGAUACCAACAUGACUUUCUCGUUGCGCCCACAAGAUAUGCAGAACCUUAGUAUUUUCUUAGGUAAAAGCUGAUGGAACAAACAACUCUAGACCGUCAUUAUAGUUUGUGUGUAGAUUGACACCGAGCGAUUUUCUAUAUUCAAAAGAUUUCUGUUUGUACGCCCCGUCAUGCGUGCCACCUUUUUUUGAGUUUUUGAGAAAGAAAAGCUUAGGAUUUGUGGCAGCUGUGCCGUCUCAGUGCGGCGUCGGAAUUCGUCCUCACAGAAUCGGGAUUUGAUGUAGAGCCAUCAUGGACAAGUAUUUCUAUUUCAUUAUCAGCUCCUGCAUGUUAAUUCCCUAAUAUUUAAUAUGAUUCAGUGAUAUUCAUUGGAUUCUUGCUCGUUAAAUCAUGUGCUACUUGAUCUAUCAUUAACCUUGCAUGUGUGAGCCAAUUCAGUAUCAAAAUACUUAUGAUGCGUAUCGAAUGAGACUCGUUCUCUUCAGUACGUGUUGCAGUUGUAUUAUCCAAAGUUGCCAAUUCGUGAUUUGAAGGUGCCACGUACUAAUAAUGAGUAAUGAACUAUUGACUGACAUGUAGAUGGAAACAACUCCAAUUUCAACAAACAAUUUACAUUUCUCUUUCAUGUUUAAAAUGCGUACAUCAUGAAUAAAGAUAGUAAAAGUAAUAAAAGUUUAUUGGGUUGA
Molecule: messenger RNA, 2188 nt
Organism: Daphnia magna
Lineage: Eukaryota; Metazoa; Arthropoda; Branchiopoda; Diplostraca; Daphniidae
Product: aquaporin-9
Exons: 10
Coding region: 388-1506 (372 amino acids)
Biological process (GO): water transport; glycerol transmembrane transport
Cellular component (GO): plasma membrane; basolateral plasma membrane
Molecular function (GO): water channel activity; glycerol channel activity
Source: RefSeq, a predicted model, not a curated record